AUGAUUCAUGGAAAUAUAAGGAAAAUUUAUUAUUAUACGCCAUUUGAAGUGGCAAAUAAGCUGCACUUCACUAAUAUUAGUAUGAAUAAAUCAAAUACUUCAAAGUUAUGUGAAAUAUUUUUAAAAAAUUAUCCAAAAACAUUCAAUGCCAUACCUAUUAGAAUAUCCUCUGUUAAAAGAAUUGAACUUUUAGAAAAUGAAUACCCAGAACAUUAUUUAAAAAAUUAUAAUGGAAGAGGAGCUGAUUUUGGUGCAGGAGAUUUUGAUGGAAUCCUAUAUACAACAUUAUCGGAUAUUCUAAAUGUUACUUAUAUUAUAAAAUCUGUUUAUGAUUUUGGAUAUAAAUUAAAAAAUCAAAGUUUUAUUGGUACAAUUGGACGUGUUAUGUAUUCUGAAGCUGAUAUUACAAUGAAUACACAUUUUAUAAUGGAUUAUAAUACAAAUGAAAUUGAAUAUUUGACUGGAUUAUUAACAGAUAAAUUUUGUGUUAUUGCACCAAAAGCCGAUAUUAUACCACAGUCCAUGGCAGUUUUUACAUGUUUUCAACCACAGACAUGGGCUUUUAUAAUACUAAUGAAUUUUAUUUUUGAUAUAAUGACAUUGGAUGAAUUAGAUAGAACAGGAUUAAGAAUUGCAUUUUUAUCACCAUCAAUUGGUAUAAUAUUCUCUGAUCAUUCUGAUUUAUCUACAAGUUCAUAUCAUCGUUUUCAACAUAAAAUGAUUUUAAAACGUAAUGCUACUCAAUUUAGACAAGCAAUUGAUGAAGGUAGAAUUUGUUACUUAGAUAGAAAAACCUUAUUUGAAAUUCAUAAGCACAAAUAUGAACGGCCAGAUGGAACAUUUCGAUUACAUUUAAUACCAGAAUGUCCAAGAUCAUUUUCAUUAACAUAUAUUGUCCGAAAGGGAUGGUCAUUAACAGAAAAAUUCAAUCGUAUGCUUGGUCUCAUUAACUCAAGUGGAUUAAGAUCAAUAUGGUUAAAAUGGAUAAAAGAAGAAACCAUUUUGUUAUUAUGA
This is a messenger RNA of Condylostylus longicornis, 1014 nucleotides long. RefSeq lists its product as uncharacterized. Bases 1 to 1014 code for a protein of 337 amino acids. Lineage: Eukaryota; Metazoa; Arthropoda; Insecta; Diptera; Dolichopodidae. The transcript is spliced from 6 exons. The record is from RefSeq and is a predicted model, not a curated record.